Molecule: messenger RNA, 4995 nt
Organism: Sphaerodactylus townsendi
Lineage: Eukaryota; Metazoa; Chordata; Lepidosauria; Squamata; Sphaerodactylidae
Gene: CEP135
Product: centrosomal protein 135
Exons: 26
Coding region: 226-3684 (1152 amino acids)
Source: RefSeq, a predicted model, not a curated record
UUGCUUCCGAACGCUCGCGGUUGCCGGAGCGACACCACGCCCGGGCGGAAGUAGCCGACGCUCGGCGCGCGCCAUUUUCAAACGGCUUGCUGUGCUCUUCCGCUAUCUUGCUAGGCUUUGGAGGGCGGAUGACGCGGGGUGAAAUAGGAGGGCCGUGGCCCAGUAGGUCUGCUCCCGUUUGUGAUCCCUACUUUUAAUAAACUUUAUGUAAAGACAACCUCUACAAUGGCUGCAGAGCGAAAAUUCAUUAAUCUAAGGAAGCGAUUGGAUCAGCUGGGCUAUCGACAGCCUCUGGGAGUGGAGAGUUUACCUUUGGUGGAAAAGUUGUUUAGUGAUCUUGUUCAUACUACUGAGAGUCUCCGGAGUGCAAAGCUAUCUUCUGGAAAAAUAGAAAAAGAAUUCAGCAACUUUGAUGCUAUUCUGGAACCUUAUCGAGAAGAAAAUGCUAGGCUCACCCGUGAAAAUAACGAAAUACACCUGGAGAUUCUGAAACUGAAAGAGCAGUCAGAGCAUCAGACUAAAGAACUGAAGCUUGCAUUGAGGAAGGUGGAACAUGAGACUGCAGACAUGAAGUUUCUGAACAACCAAUAUAUACAUAAAAUUCGAGCACUGGAGAAAGAGAACAAAGCUAAAACUGAAAAAAUCCAGCAGCUCCAAGAGAAAAAUUUGCAAGCAGUGGUGCAGACUCCAGGUGGCAGGAAAAGGAGUAUUCCAUUCAGGCGUCAGCGUAUGCAGAUAGAUCAGCCAGUCCCACCCUCAGGAGUUGAUGCCUAUCCAGUUCCUCAGCCAGAUGACCCGUACAUUGCAGAUCUCCUUCAAGUGGCUGAUAACAGAAUUCAUGAGCUGCAGCUGGAAGUGGCAGACUAUCAGGAAAGGUUAGAGGUAACUGAACGUGGAAUGAAAAAUUACAGCAAACAGGUUGAGUUACGAGAUGCUGAAAUCGAGCGUUUAGCAUUAGCUCUGGAUGGUGGUCGCUCUCAUGAUGUUAUAUCUCUGGAGGCCAGAAACAGAAGUAAUGAAAAAAUUAUUGCUCAUUUAAAUUUGCAGGUUGAAUUUUUGCAGCAAACAAACAAAGAGCUUGAAAUGCGCAUUCAAGACCUUUUGGACAGUAGGACCAAUGUGACAAACGAGGUGGCUCAUUUAAGUAAUAAAAAUGAAGAACUGUGCCAAGAAUUGAGCGAAAUAGAUCAUUUGGCCCAACAGUUGGAAAGACAUAAAGAAAUUGUGCUGGAGACAGCAGAUAAAGAAAUCGGAGAAGCAAAGGAAGAAAUUAAAAAGAAGGACAAUGAAAUCCAGGAUUGUGAAGAAACUAUAGCCAGACUUAAAUCAGAGUUAUUUUCAUCUCGUAGAGAAAAAGACAGACUAGCAGAGGAACUCUUUAGAAAAACAGAUGAAAAGCAAACUCUUGAGAUUGUGCUGAAUCAGGCUCAACAAGAGAACCACAGGCUAGCCAAAAAAGUGGAAAACUUUGAAAUUAUAGAACGGGAACUUGUUAUUGAAAUAGAGCGAAUGAGACUAGAAGGCGGCAUCUCGCUUGGAGACAAGUCACCGUCUCGUCUGGAUGCGUUCGUAAAGACUAUAGAAGAGGAUAGGGACUACUAUAAGCGAGAACUGGAAUGUCUUCAGAAGAUGUGUAAACGAAGAUUGAGCCCACUGAAAAAGUCUCCAGAAAAGAGUGACGAUCUUAGGUUGGUCACUAGGGAGAGAGACGAGCUACAAGCUAUGCUAGAUCGCUUUGAAAACCACAUGAUCCAGAUUCAGUCUAAUGUCAAACUUCUAACUGCAGAAAGAGACAAACUCAGUAGUCUGUAUAAGCAGUCUCAGGACGAGUUGAACCGUCUACGGAGAGAAACAAGAACUUGUCUUUUGUCCCAAAGUCACGUGGAAGAGGAGAGAAACGUUGCUCUGUCUGAUUUCAGAAAAGUGGUGGCAGAGAGGGAAAUGCUGAGAGAGAAAUUAAGGAUUGUGCAGGAAGAUGUUGCUUUAGAAAAAUCAAAGCUGGAGGAGGAAAUAGCAGAGCUGGAAAACACUAUUCAUAGACUGGAAACUGAAGAGCUGGAUCAAACGACUACAGUCUCAUUGCUGAAAGACAAAAUAGCCUGCUUGGAAGAUGAAUUAAAUGUCAAGUCUCAUCAGCUCUCCGAGUUAACUGAAGAUGCUUCACAAUUUAAGGGAGAGUUAAGCUCACUUCAGCUCCUAAAUGAUCAGAUACAAAAAUCCCUGGAUGAAAUACAGCACCGAUUCUGUCUUAAAGAGGACGAGCUUCAUUCAGCUCAAGAAGAAAUUUUGAUGCUGGAAGACAAAAUUGUUACAUUAAAUAAUAAACAUGCUGCCCAGGAUGAGACCAUCAGUGUUCUCAGAAGUACCGUUAACAUCUUGGAUAAGGAGAAGGACAGCAUUCAGGAAAGAGUAGAUGAAAAAACAGAGAGAAUUGCUUGUUUAGACGACAAUCUAGCUAACAAGGAAAAAACUAUCCUCCAUUUACGUCAAACACUCAGUCAUCUGGAGUCUUCCUUAGACCAGUUAAAGGACUCCUUGAGCGGCAAAGACCGUGAACUAGCCAGUCUCCGUCGCCAACUUGAUGUGGCAAACUCUGAGCUUGGAGACACCGGAAUAAUGAAAGAAAUGGCUCUGAAGGAAAACCGAAGGUUACAGGAUGAUCUAGCUACUAUGGCCCGAGAAAACCAGGCAGUCUCAACUGAACUGGAAGCAGCUUUACGUGAAAAAGAAGAAAUGAAAAUCAGAGUUCAUCAUUAUAUAACUGAAGUAUCCAAAUUUGAAAGCUUAAUAGCUUCCAAGGAAAGAGAAAACAGGGAAUUGCUGGAAAAAUUCCAGAUGCUCUAUAGCCAAGCAGAGAACUGGGAAGCAAAGGCCCACGAAGCCGAAGGAAACAGCAACUCAGUACGACUGGAACUUCUCUCUGUUGAUACUGAGCGAAGACACCUUAGGGAGAGAAUAGAGCUAUUGGAAAAAGAAAUUCAGGAGCAUAUCAUUGCACACCAAGCGUACGAAUCACAGAUCUCUUCAAUGGCAAAAAAUAUGGCCAGACUUGAAGAGAACCUCAAGCAUGAAAAAGAAGACAGGGCUGUUGCAGCGACCGAUGUGGCUUCUGUCAGAGAUCUUUGUGUGAAGCUGGAGUCCAGCAAAGAACAUCUUUCUCGUCAGUUAACAUCCAAAAGUUUGGAUUUUGAGAGGAUUCAGUCUGAAUUGGAAGAUGCAAAAGCAGAAGCAGAGCUGUUAAAAAAGCAGCUAUCCAGCGAGCGGCUAACAAUACAAAACCUGGAAACACUCUUGGCAACCAGCAGAGACAAAGAAUUUCAGAAUCAUUUGGCCACUCAUGAGAAGGAUUCAGAAAUACAGCUGCUGAAAGACAAGCUCACGCUCUCGGACAGUAAACUAACGAGUCUUAAUAGAGAAACUUCUCUGCUCCGAAAUAAACUUGCACAGCUGCAGACUGAUUACGAUAUUCUCAAAAGGCAGCUGACAACAGAACGAUUUGAACGGGAACGUGCAAUUCAAGAGAUGCGGCGGCAUGCCUCUUCUGGAACUGUCAUAUCUCCAUUUAGUUCAACAUUGAGAUCUCCUUCACCUUCUCCAGAAAGAGCACUUCCAUCAGCAACAGAUCAAACUUCAAAUUUAGAGACAAACUUUGAAUUCUUCCCUGCUGAGGACCAUAGCUGUUAAAGCCAUAAAAUGAGGCAGGUUAGGAUAGAGAAGCUACUAGGUAAGUGAAGUAAGGAUUAAUCUUAUUUCAGGAAGAUUAUUAAAGUUUAAAUUCUUGUCACAGUGUUAUAAUAUAGUAGCAGUGUAUGUUAUUCACUAAAUACAUUCAGUUUAAUGCCAUGUUGAUUACAUCAUCCCACACCCAGCAGCUUUUAUUGAACUGCAAGUCUGCACCAAAAAAUGGAGCUCCCCCAAUAGUUUGCUUCAUUUCUCAAAUACAUUUCUUUGUAUAGACAAAUAUUGUCCCUCUAUCAUGUGGAACAAAAAGCUAUUUACACAGGAGAUCAUGUGGGUAUUAAACCCGAUGUGAUAUCCUGAUUUAAGGUGUGUCAUUUGGAGAAAUAACAGCUUGUUCUUUUUCUAAGUUAAUAUUGUUUUGUAUAUUUUGCUGUACAUGUGUCCUUUGUAAUCUAAUAUAUAAUGAUAAUGUACUAAUUACUGUUAUGCAUUAUGAACAGAUGAGGAACUUGCGACUUUCAGAGAUAAUUGCAGAAUGACUGCUGCAUCUUUGAAGAAAAUUCUGUAUUUUCCAGUUACCUUUAUAGACAGCUAUAAGAACUACAGAAAAUGGCAUAUAACAAAUAUGGAAGACCCAAAUGCUAAAUGUGGCUGAGCCUCAUCUACUUUUAAUAAAGUGUGUGUUUUAAUAAAAUAUUUCUGAAGUGGAAUUAUAGUCUUUCUAUAAUAGCCUAAUUUAAGGAUCUUUAUUGUUACCAUUUUGGCUGUAUGGAUUACUUAUUUGAUAGUACCAAUGUUGAACUUCCUGCAUUAUUCAGACUGCAAAUGACAACAGAACACAAAACGGGGUGCGAUGGAAAUGUGUUUUUAGCCUGCUAUAGUGUCUCUGCUUCAUGAGUUAUAGCAGAAACUCAAGCUGCGCUUCUGCUAAUGCCCUUUUAAUACUGAAAGCUAUUUUAAUAUCUUUCUUCAAAGUUGUUGCAAACACUGUUGACAUCAGUGGUAAAAGCUACUUGUUAGCAUGUAAGGUAAAUGAAUAAAAUAACAGUUCUUGGAAAGUAAUGCAGUUGGUUUUAAGGAAGCUCACAAAAUCAUGACACUUCCGUGAAUCGGGUGGUGUGAAUCCCACUCUGUAUGCCACUCUGUUGUUGUCAAAAGCUGCUACAAUGCAAAAGCCCCUGGGGGUUUCCAUCAGUCGGUGAUGUGAGUUUUUCAAAUAGGUCUGAAGAUAUGACUCUUAUGAAUCCGUUGCCAUCCUUCCAUAUUUUGUAUGUUGUAAACAAUGCAAAUAAAGUUAUUUAAAUUGUGUUUCCA